AUGGCAAGCCCACAUCCUCCUUACUCACAUCCGGGGCCAGGCGGACCUUCGUCGUAUUACCAACCUUCACCCCCGCCCUCCCACCACGUCUACGGCUCCCACAGUCCAGGUCCAGGCCCCAACUAUCAAUACCAGUACCCUCCUCCACCCCCAACCCACAUGGGGCCUCAUCAUCCCGGUGGAUACCCGCAACCGGCUCCUUCUCGCUCGACAGCACGCGGGGGCUCGUAUUCAAGGGCAGUCCAUAACUACCACGGGUAUCACCAACAACCACACCAUCAAUCCUACUCGAAUCCGCACCCUAUUCAUGCACCCCAUCCGCAACCUCCUCCCCCACAACACGGCCCUUACUCGCCACAUCCAACAAAAUACAAUCAGCCGUAUCCACCCUCGUACGCUUACCCACACCCACCACCUCAAGCCACGUAUUCUCCCUCGUGGCAAUCGUCCCAGCCUCUGUCGCCUCUUCCAAAACAAUUGACCAUGCCUCCUCCCCAAAAUGUUCUAUCUGGGUAUAGCGAGCCGCCCCCGGCUCAACAAUCUGAACCUGUAGCUGCUAUUGAGACGCCAGCUGUCAAAACCCCGAAAUCAGCUGAAAUUUCAAUAGAACCCAUUCCUGCUGUUGAGCCAGAAGAACACGGUAAACCACCACCUGCACCUUCCUCUCCUCCUCCUCCUUCCUCUUCGCCUGUCUUACCUCAAUCUUCCUCUUAUUCCCAUGUGGGAACUAUCAACACUUUUGACCCACUUACCUCCGCAGCUCCCCCGCAUCCGCCAACCGAAUCACCUUCAAACCAACCCUCAUCUCCCCCUCCCGCCUCUGUGACAUCUAUGGCGCCCUGGGCCAUCUGGUCGCGCAGACCUCAGGACCCUUCACUCGCACCUAGCAUCAUCAUAUCUCCCCGUGCACGUCCCCCACCUGAGAUUGUAGAACGAGCGCUCAACCUGAGAACACCUCCGCCUUCUCCGCCAGUUUCCCCCUUGGCUACUACUAAAAAAGUUCUUCCACCAGCAGUUUCUACUGUUGAAGAAGAAGAGGCGGAAAAAGAGUCUUUACCAGAACAAAGUGUGGAUGAGGAACCUGUAUCGACGGCUGCUUGGUCCUCUGAGACGAAUUCGACUGUUCCCUCUUAUGCCGCUACGGAGACGACGUAUACGCCUACCGUACCUGGCUCUCCUUCUACCACCAACACUUCCGUUUCUGUGGCAGGUACACCAGCCAAAGAAGCUGGAGCGAAGUUGGCUCCUGAAACUGCCAACGGUGUCGUUGAAGAACCUGAUUCGAAGGCACCAGCUGCCCUUGAUGCCCCUUUGUUGGUUGAAGAGGCCGCCCCAAGUCAGGCUACACCAGAACCAGCGCCUGCUGCAGCUACACCAGCAAUCCCACCUCCCAAAAAAUCAUGGGCGUCCCUCCUCCGUCCAGCAUCCUCCACAUCCACACCAACACACACCAAAAACGCGCUACCCACCUCCUCCGUCGUCGGUUUCUCCAUCCCCGCCGAGGCUUCAUCAUCACCAGCAGGCACCUCAUCAACCGCACCUCCAAGCACCAUCACAACUCAACAACAGCCCGUCCUCAAAUCCGAAUUGGUAGCACUCUUGACACACAACCCAACGAGCACACUGAGCAGUGCGCGUAUCCGCUCCCGAGGGCUCGUGAACAGCGGGAACAUGUGUUUUGCGAAUUCGGUGCUGCAGAUCCUUGUGUAUUGUGCGCCGUUUUAUCAGUUGUUUGGUGAGCUUGGGAGGGUUAUGCCUGAGCCUGUUGUUGGGAAGGAGAGUCAGAGUCAGAAGGAGCAGCCGUUGGUGGCUGCGACUGUGGCGUUUUUGAAGGAGUUUAAGGGGAAGGAUGUUGUUGGGGCAGGUGGUGCGAGGAAUGGGAGCGUUGGGAGGAAGGGGAAGGAGAGGGAGGAGAGGGAGCAGUUGGAUGAUUGGGAUGGUGAUUCGUUUUUGCCGAGUUAUGUUUAUGAUGCGAUGAAGGAGAAGAAGAGGUUUGAUAAUAUGCGGGGCGGACAUCAGGAAGACGCGGAAGAGUUCCUUGGGUUUUAUUUGGAUACCCUGGAAGAAGAGUUGCUUUCGAUAUUGCAUUCUGUUAGCCCGUCACGGCAAAAAGCUGCGCCUGCUCCUGUGGAGGAGAAGGAAGAAGCUGCGCCUCCUGAGCAGGAUGGGUGGUUGGAGGUCGGGAAGAGGAACAGGACGGUUGUUACGAGGACGAUAAAAGCUACGGAAUCACCGAUAACGCGGAUAUUUGGUGGAAAGUUCAGGUCGACGUUACGUGCCCCACGACAAAAGGAUUCUGUCAUUGUAGAGGACUGGCGGUCCCUACGGCUUGAUAUCCAACGUGAACAAAUUCAUACAAUCCAAGACGCGCUCUCCUAUAUUUCACAUCCCCAACCCGUUCAAGUGACGCACCCGUCGCAGCCUGGCAUCACCAUCGACGCAACGCAACAAGUCCUCAUUGAUGCGCUCCCACCGAUUUUGAUAUUGCAUAUUAAGCGGUUCUGUUAUGAUACGACUGUUGGUGGGGUGGUCAAGGUCGGCAAACAAGUGCUUUUUGGGCCAGAGUUGGAAAUCGGGCCUGAUUUGAUGUCGACGACGGUACGGAAAUCGCAUCCUACGAAGUAUAAGCUCUUUGGGGCCCUCUACCACCACGGCCACUCCGCGUCAGGGGGGCACUAUACCCUGGACGUCCUCCACCCCAACCGAUACCCUGGCGCCACCAAGUCGCGAGAGGGGUGGGUGCGCAUUGACGAUGAGUUGGUGUCGGAUGUGAGGUAUGAGGAUGUGUUUGGGGUUUCGGAGAGGGAUGAUUCGCGGUGUGCGUAUUUGUUGUUUUAUAGACGGAUUUGA
Molecule: messenger RNA, 2850 nt
Organism: Laccaria bicolor S238N-H82
Lineage: Eukaryota; Fungi; Basidiomycota; Agaricomycetes; Agaricales; Hydnangiaceae
Exons: 6
Coding region: 1-2850 (949 amino acids)
Biological process (GO): protein deubiquitination
Cellular component (GO): nucleus; cytosol
Molecular function (GO): cysteine-type endopeptidase activity; cysteine-type deubiquitinase activity
Source: RefSeq, a predicted model, not a curated record